Messenger RNA from Cyclopterus lumpus (lumpfish), 4384 nucleotides. RefSeq names its product necdin-like 2 (gene ndnl2). Gene Ontology annotation, cellular component: nucleus. The transcript is spliced from 9 exons. Bases 152 to 1165 code for a protein of 337 amino acids. The record is from RefSeq and is a predicted model, not a curated record. NCBI's taxonomy places the organism in Eukaryota, Metazoa, Chordata, Actinopteri, Perciformes, Cyclopteridae.
CCGAAGAGCGCAGGCGCAGACGGUCGUUCGAGGAGCGGCUGAAGUUGUUUUACAAAGUGAAUGAAUAGUUUGACUGGCACGUGCGUGUUGGACGUUACUCUAGUUUCUAAAAGCACCAGCUGUUUCCGGUCGCUCUGUGGUCACUUCCGCCAUGUCGCAGAGGAAGAGGCUGUCCAACACGCCGGGCUCCUCGCAGGGCAAGCGGCCAUCGAGCUCCUCGGUGGCUCAGGAGGAACAUGACGACACAGCCUUCACCCAGCCGAGCACGUCGCAGGUCCAGAGAGGGAUGGAGAAGCUCACACCUGCACAGGUGGACCAAAAGACGGCCGAGGUGGUGCAGUACUUCUUGGUGAAGGACCAGAAGAAGAUCCCUGUGCGCCGGGCAGAACUGGUGAAGCACGUGGUGAAGGAGUACAGAACCAUCUACCCCGAGAUCAUGAAGAGAGCAGCACGCACCUUUGACCAGGUCUUUGGCCUUAAAAUGAUUGAGAUCGACGCCAAAAACCACAUGUACAUCCUCAUCAACAAGCUGGAGCCGGCUGAGGGACCCCCGGCCACCAGAAGCCCCACCAACCCGAAGAUGGGGCUGCUGUUCGUCAUCCUGAGUGUGGUCUUCAUGAAAGGAGGCGUCGUCAGAGAAAGUACCUGGAGUACGUGCGCAUCCCCCACACGGAGCCGGUGGAGCACGAGUUCCGAUGGGGUCAACGUGCCGAUGUGGAAGUGUCGAAGACCAAAAUCCUGGAGUUCAUGGGUCAACUCCAUGAACAGGACCCUCAGACCUGGACCCAGCAGCACCGAGAGGCCCACUCCGCGUCCGGCUCAUCGCAGGCCAGCAGCAGCCAGAGAUGAUGCAGAUGUUUUGCCACACCUCCCCGUUCAGUGUUUAGCCACGCCUCCUCCUUCUAGUUCAUGUGUUCAGUGUUUAGCCACGCCUCCUUCUAGGUCAUGUGUUCAGUGUUUAGCCACGCCUCCUUCUAGGUCAUGUGUUCAGUGUUUAGCCACGCCUCCUUCUAGUUCAUGUGUUCAUAGUGAACGGAUCAAACCCUAUUCUACAUAUUUUACAUACUUGUUCAUACUUUCUCUUUUUAUUAAAAACAUUCAAAUCACUCAAUUGUUUAGGUUUUUAUUUUAUUGCAUCAGCUGCUCCCCAAUAAUCACAAAAUAAAAGAUCAAAACCAAACAGUAAAAAUAUGAAGUGGUAUUUAUUGAUCCUUCAGGGUCAAGCUGGAAGACUAAAGGACCCAGAUGGGACUGUAGAGCUGAUCCAGAUCCACAUUUAAACUUGAGUGACAGGGCAGUCGGACGCUCUACUUCCUGUUUGUUUUACAGCUCCUUAUUCUUUCUCCAAGUCGUGAUUCUAUAUUUAGACCUGGUAGAUGAGUGAGGGCAUGAAAAGGUGUAAAUAUUAACAUGUAAUGUACACUUGUAUUUAUUUCCUGAUUUGAUUCUUCCAGGUUUUUGCCUCACAAGAUAAUAAAAUAAUGUUUACUCUUGUUUGUCCGAACAGCUUCAAGAAAAUAAAUAUGUUCAUGUUUCUACGAUCCAUCUUUAAUCCUCAAAUGUUUGCGUACAUUUAAACCGAACACGUUUACCUUUCAUACAUUAAUGUCAUUGAUAUGAAUUAUGGGUAAUCCCUUCAGGAAUGUGGACUCCGAGUCCGCGAGUUCGAGUGUUUCAGACAUUUAUGAACACUUUCUGUAAAUCUUGCCCGAGUGGAUUACCCACAAUUCAUAGCAACGUGGCGUUAAACACAGGGGUUACCAGUGGAAACAUGGAGAUGCACAUAGAAGUUCAGCCUGACAGAAACAUGAAGGGUCACAACCUCACAGCCUCUCACGUCUCCCAGGGCGGUCAAGUCCCUUAGGGGUCAGGGUCUCAGGGGGACCACGAAUCCAACGCUUAAGAACCAGAUUGUUGGACCCAAAGAAAGCUCCCAGACCUCGACCUGAGCUCCAAGUAAAUCCAUUUAAAUAAAAGGGUGUGUGUGUGUGACAAUGGGGGGUGCAUAGAAUCAUGUGAGGCACAUCAUGAUAUUCGAGCAGUUAAAGUGUCAAAUGUCCCCUCUGGUUUCCCUCCCAAAGCAUUGUGGGGGAUGUAGUUUGAUUCUCAUGAAGACAGGGCUCUGGUUUAAAGGGACAGGUCGUUGGACCGAUGUCAUGUGAAAACAUGGCUCUAAUAAUAGUAACAGACUGCUCACAUCACAGUCUGAGGAUGAGGUUGAAUAAACGGGGUCAUGAGCACUAAAGCCCUGAAGAGCCAGUGUGGUCCCCACAUCGUCAGUGUAUAAGAACACGUCUCCUUGGUUUGUGGACUUGUGUUUUUAGGCCUUGAGUUUGGCGUUUAUACUGUCGCCAUCUUGGAUUAUAGCCAUGAUGUUGUUGACCAUAUGUGGACUGAGUGAGGUAGAGACGCUGUAUACGUCUCUGGUGUCCAACCUGUCAAUCACCUUGUAGCCCCGCCCUAAAUCAUCCCCUGCUUUAUGGUCUGUUUGACUCUAAAUGACCAUAAUUUACUAAAUGAACAUCAUUCUGUAUUGAAGAAGACUUGAAACUAGAGAUUGAGACCAAAAACUAAUGUUUACAAUGUUUACUGAGGGAAUACAUCAAGAGAAGUAGAGUCAUUUAUAUAGACUUCUAUACAACCAGAGGAGUCGCCCCCUGGUGGUCAGGAGAGAGAAUGCAGCUUUAACACAUGAAGCAUAGACUUCUAUACAACCAGAGGAGUCGCCCCCUGGUGGUCAGGAGAGAGAAUGCAGCUUUAACACAUGAAGCAUAGACUUCUAUACAACCAGAGGAGUCGCCCCCUGGUGGUCAGUAGAGAGAAUGCAGCUUUAACACAUGAAGCAUAGACUUCUAUACAACCAGAGGAGUCGCCCCCUAGUGGUCAGUAGAGAGAAUGCAGCUUUAACACAUGAAGCAUAGACUUCUAUACAACCAGAGGAGUCAAACCACUUGUCACUGUCAGGAAGCCAAUCAAAUAAAGCAAGAGGCGGGGUUUAAUACUUUAGCACUAACUUUCCUGUGAGAGUAUUUGAGAAGGAGAGAUUCAUAGCACGUUAUCUAUCACCCAUUAAUCACACAUGAACAUCUCUACGGCCGAUAUCUAAAUUGACGAAAAGAGCUGCAGGUAAGAGGACAAAUUUAGUGAACUGUCCAUUUAAGGAAAAGUUUGGAACCACACACGUUCGCUUCCUUCGCCCAAAAGUGAGACGAGAAGAUCGAUACGAAACUCAACGUGUUCCUCUAAAGCUGCCGAUCAACACUUCCAAAGUCGCUUGUUGAACUUGUUGAAACUACGAGUGGUAAGUUAAUGUUUUGUGACUAGAGAAGCAACCGCCGUGACGAUGGAGCUCUAACUUGUUUUAUCCUCCUUCAUGGAGAAGGUCGCCUCCUACGACCGCGGUAUGCAACAACAUGGCCGCCGGUGAGACCGUCCUGCUACUCUGAUGUGAACUUCUGUUCACAUUUCAUUAGUGAGUGUGGUAUUGAUCUACAUCUCGGCAAGAAAGCAAAAUGAGUGCAGUUCUGAAAAUAUCAAAGUUUCCCUUUAAGAACUGCUGCAAAGCUCUUCCUCCUUUCGCUCCACCGGGACAACAAACUACCAACGUAGCUCAUCGCCGGCCGUUCCGAGACGCAUAUGAUGCAACUCUGUGAAUGGCUGAGACCAUUCAGGUUCAUACCAUACCUGAAUGAUUGAGGCAGUGGGGGUGGAGGGGCAGAGCGGUGAGAGACGAGCAUGUGAGCCCUGCGUCAUAAAGUGCCGUCGCGGGAGAAUCUGUCACAACAAUUAAAAGGCCACAUGAGGUUUGUGAUGGAAAUGGAAGCAGCUCCCUGUAGUGGCCUCGAGGUGUGGUCUGUAGCGGCCUCGAGAUGUGGUCUGUAGCGGCCUCGAGAUGUGGACUGUAGCGGCCUCGAGAUGUGGUCUGUAGCGGCCUCGAGAUGUGGACUGUAGCGGCCUCGAGGUGUGGUCUGUAGCGGCCUCGAGGUGUGGUCUGUAGCGGCCUCGAGAUGUGGUCUGUAGCGGCCUCGAGGUGUGGUCUGUAGCGGCCUCGAGGUGUGGUCUGUAGCGGCCUCGAGGUGUGGUCUGUAGCGGCCUCGAGGUGUGGUCUGUAGCGGCCUCGAGAUGUGGUCUGUAGCGGCCUCGAGAUGUAGUCUGUAGCGGCCUCGAGGUGUGGUCUGUAGCGGCCUCGAGAUGUAGUCUGUAGCGGCCUCGAGGUGUGGUCUGUAGCGGCCUCGAGGUGUAGUCUGUAGCGGCCUCGAGAUGUGGACUGUAGCGGCCUCGAGAUGUGGUCUGUAGUGGCCUCGAGAUGUGGACUGUAGCGGCCUCGAGGUGUGGUCUGUAGCGGCCUCGAGGUGUAGUCUGUAGCGGCCUCGAGAUGUGGACU